This is a messenger RNA of Diatraea saccharalis (sugarcane borer), 2583 nucleotides long. Lineage: Eukaryota; Metazoa; Arthropoda; Insecta; Lepidoptera; Crambidae. The record is from the annotation of a GenBank genome assembly.
AUGGAUAAAUUAUAUUUAGUUUGGUCAUUGUUAGUCGUUGUUUUAGAAGCUCGCGGAGAAAUAUUUGAUAGGCAUUCGGGAAGCAAAAUUGGAAGUGACUUACAUACAAUUAACAGAACAUGUGCGAUAGAUGUGAGGCCUUGCCAGCCACAUGAAGGUAGCAGGGUCGACGGUACAUGCAACAAUUACAAGUAUCCCUCCAGGGGAUCCGCCAGGGGACCUUACCUGCGUCUGCUGAAGCCAGACUAUGGCCCGAAUGGCAAUAUUCGUAAGGAUAGAAACGGGAAAUCUCUGCCGUCUGCCAGGAAGGUUAGGACAGAAUUGCAUUCGACGGGUCGAGUAAUAGAUCAUGUUAAUUUCAAUGCAGCCGCUGUAACAUUUCUGGACUUCAUCAACAGAGAUAUUAGUGUCGUAGAUGGAAUCUUGGAUUAUUUAAGAAGAAGACAGUACUGCUGCGAAGAAAGAGGCAAAUUAGACUACCGCUGUGCUCCCAUACAUAUUCCUCAUGACGACCCAUACUUGAGAAUCAACUUCCAAACCCCGGUAUUAGAUCUUUCAACCAUUUAUGGAGAGGAUGAAGAAGCUCUCAAAAAAAUCAGGAAGUACCAAUACGGUCUUAUAAAUGAAGAGAUAAGAAUGAAUAGAAGAGUACCACUCAAUGAAACCGGGGAUGUAUGCUUUCAGAAUACGAAAAGUAAUGGUGUGUGUUAUAAAUUUGGUUAUAAAAACAUGGUGGCUUCCGGACUCAUAUCUGAGCAGGUGGAUUACGUGACCGCGUAUAAUGAUGACGCAGUGCCUCUUGUAUUUGCGGAAUAUGAAAUAGCAAGGAGAUAUUUCAGAACUUUGCUGGACGGCCGUAUCAAGAAAUACAGUGAACGACAUCAUUAUGUAGGUGAAUUCUCGUACAGCGAUACAUUGUUCAGACAAGAAUUACUUGAGAUCGAUACUAAUUACGAAGAUAUCAAUAGAGGAAUAUUUUACCAACCCGCAGCCAAAGUAGACGACAUACAAGAUCCUGACAUUUCAGAGAAGUUUUAUGGGCAGCUGCAGAACGCUGCCGAUCUUGUAGCCGCUGAUAUUCAACGAGGGAGAGACUUAGGAGUGCAAGGUUAUAAUGCCUAUAGAGAACUUUGCGGUCUUAAAGCUGCUAAGCACUUCGAAGACCUUUUAGAUGUGAUGAGUGUCGAGAAAAUGGAAUUUCUUAAGAAAUUGUAUCAUGAUAUAGAAGACAUCAACCUCCUCGCUGGCAUUAUGAGCGAGAAUUUAAUGCCAGGGACUUUUGUUGGGCCAACACUAUAUUGCAUCAUGACAAAACAAUUCCAUCUCAUGAGGUUUUCUGAUAGAUUUUGGUUCGAAAGAGGAGAUCAAUACCACAGUUUUACACCAGAAUUGGUAUCAUUAUCAAAAAGAACACUCUCGAACCUACCGAAAAAUUAAAUAACACAUUAGAAAUAACAUAGAUCAUCAGCCAUUUUACGUCUCCAUUGCAGGGCUCAGACCUUCCUUAUGGAUGGUUAAGGAGGAUGGGCUAUGACUCUCCACGCUAGCUCAAUGCGUAUUGGAGGGUAUUAACACUGUAAAUGCAGUUGCAGACAAUGAUUUGGGGGAUAUUUAUUAUCCAGUAUAAUUUUAAUCAUAGCACAGAUAAGGGGGCGUCCAUAAAUUACGUGAGGUAAUUUUUUAAUUUUCUGACCCUCCCUCCCCCCCUGGUGAGAUGUCGUGAGAUUUUAUUCAACCGCCUCCCCCAUUCCCCAAUCUCACGUGAGAUUUUUCAAAAUGCAAUUUGAUGAGUACUUGCGAGUAUUUGCCUUGUUGUAGUAUCGAGUAUAGCUUUUGAAAGUAUCGAUGCCUACUCGAUAUCGAAAGUAUCAUUCGAACCCUACAAAUAUGGUGGUUUGACAUUCAGUAGAUGUAUAGCGUCGAAGUAUGAAUGAAAUUAUUUUCUUUUGAACGAAUUAGUGAAUGAUCUUAAUCGUAUACGAUUACGCUUAAGAUUAAAUCUUAAGCAUGUACAAUCUGGAUUAAAUGGACCAAAAUAGUAUUUUUGUGUUUUUGUUUCAACCAGAAAAAAAAAUUGCGUGAUAUUUGCCGAGACCCCCCCUCUCUCCAACGUAAGAUUAGAUGAGAUUUGCAUCCCCCCUUAAACAUCUCACGUAAUUAAUGGACGCCCCCUAAGUAGUUCAAUAUUUUGUAAACAUUUUAAAAAUUUAAUUAAAUUCAACAGUUCAACUCCAGGAAGUAAGAAAAACUAACAUGGCACAUUUCACUUGUCUCAACGUCGAAGGUAUAAAAACUCUUCAGCCGCAAGCAUUCCUUCAAGUUCAACAUGGCAAUGAGCCAAAUCCAUGCUCCCAAUACCUAAUACCGGACAUUAACAAGUGGUACGAUGACUCGUGCCGUCAUCAUGAAGACGACGAUCUUUAUUAUCCUGAACAUCAACAACAUCGCCUUUCAAUCCAAGACCGUAAACAUAAUAAACAUGAUAAUGGUUCUGAACAACAUCCUCGAGCUCAAUAUAAGCAUAGCGGAUACAAAGUGGAACAUGUUUUGAACAAACACCGCCAUGGUUAUUCUACUUAUUAA